GAGCCUGCGGGGGGCGAGGGGCGGCGUUUUCCGUCUGAGCCCCGCGGCACUCAGCCGUGGCGGCCGGAGGAGCAGCCGCCUCCCAGCGGGCCGCCGCAGGGUCCCGUGCUACAAGCUGUAAGGGGACCGUCUGCGAUCGCCAUGACUCUUCUUGCUAUUGCGCUCUGGUACUGCAGGCAGCUCUAUACCUGUAUAGCUCACCUGUUGAAAAGGUGGAGCAGAUCCCUGCAGAGGAAAUUCACAAGUAACCAGAGUGUUUCGGGUGAAGUUGAUCUGCUUGGCUACUGUUCAAAACAAUGGAAAGGAGAAUCAGAGCAAGCCAGAGAGAUGAGAAAGGCUUAUGAAGAGUUGUUCUGGAGACACCAUGUGAAAUACAUACAACUAGUCCGGGGAGAUAACUACUGUGUGCUAAGAGCUGUGCUGUUCCAGAUAUUCAGCCAAGGUCUUCCUCCUCCAUCGUGGACAAAGGCAACAGAUGUCCUGAAGCUCCCCGAGAAACUCCUCUAUUCACAAGGCUGUAACUGGAUCCAGCAAUAUGGUUUUGGACCAGAGCAGUACACUGGCUCCAGUACAUUAGGGAAAUUACGCAAGUGUGUUGAAAUGUUAAAAAGUCAGUGGAUGGAAACCAGUGUUAUGAAAGACCACUCUGAGAGAGGGAAGCUCUGCAAUACCCUUUUCAGCGACGAAAGCAUCGAGCACAAGCUCUACGAGGCCAUAAAAUUCAUCAUGCUUUACCAGGUCAUAGAAGCCUACGAAGGCUUGAACAACAAGCGGGACGGCAUCCCCAGGUUUUUUAACCGCCUGUUCAUGUGCGACACCUCCUUGGACCCCCUGAGUUACAUGAUGAAUCACCUGAAUUCCAUUGGGCACAGAAGAGGUCUCGACCAGGUUGAAAUAUUUCUCCUUGGGCAUUCACUUGAAGUAAAGAUAACAGUUUACAGAUUGUGUAAGUUUAAUUCAGGAGAUUUUCAAGAAAGCUAUGUGGAGGAGAAUUGGCCAGACUGGCACGAAGUGUCCCUUCUUACUGAAGAUGACCGUCACUACCACAUCCCCGUUAUCAGAAGAUAAAAGCUCAUUUUGGGUGAUGCCAGCGGGAGCAUUUGACCUGCGUUCCCUGUGAGGAAUGUGUGACUUCCAAACUAAGUGGAUGGAACGCUGGGCUAAACACACGAAAUGCAGCUCAAGAAUCAUUCCCUACUCGGGUGUAAAGCCCACAAGAUGGCCAUGAGGCAGCUCCAAGUCCAGGACCGUUUCAUUGUCAAGGUGAAACAAAGAUGGUGUAACCCCCAUGUAAGCCCCCCUCAAGCACCCCCCUUCAAUAUGCUGAAGGAUAAACAUGUUUGUUUGCGGGGGGGGGGGGGUGGACCGGAUUUUAGGGCCAAUUCACACAAUCAGGUAUUGGUGUAUGUUGCAGUUGUGCUCACAUGAGCUCUUUGACACCAUGGAUUUAUAACCCAAUCGCUAUCUACUUUCCCCAGAGCACUGAAGUGCUGAGAGAGAGUGCCUUGGAGUUUCUAAGAGUAUUCUCAGUGCCAUUGCCAGAUUAAAGUCUGCAGAAUUCUUUAGCUGAAACUAUGACCUGAAAUGUUUAUGUAACUGAUACAGGUUGGUAGUGUAGAUACAACCUUUGAAAUUGUAUAGGUCUAUGGAUGUCCUUUUUUGUUUGUAUAAUCCCCAGUGCAGCCUGUAUUUUCUCAAACAAGUAGAAGCCAUUCAUUGUACCUUGAAACCAGGAACAAAAAUGAGGCUCUGUACGCAUCACAGUAGCAGACAAAAGUUUCCUUGUAUAUCAGGACCCUGGGGAGCCAUGGAGUGUUUGUCCGGUCAUGGACCUGAUUUACACUAGAGACCCUUUCCGGGCACCACAUUGGGGAAAAUCAGGGUUUGUCCCUGAGCACAGAGGCACGUGUAUAUUCCUGGUGGAGCUGCAGUUUUGACAUGCAUCCUACAAGCUUGUAUUUUGCCAAAUUCGGAUGGUUCACUUAGGGUUGGAUCCAGCCCUCACACAAGUGGACAGUGGGACAUCCCGGUUUUCUCUUUCGCAGCUCCUUGUGCUGCUGAAUUGGCUCCAGAGGGGCCCCAACCCUCCAGGGCAGAUUUGGGGGGCUCCCUAAGUGAGGGAGGGAUAAGUGGUUCCACUAAGUUCCCUUCCACUAAUGGGGGGACAAGUUGGAUGAACCCUCUGGUUUCAGCUGGUCUGGAUUGAACUCGUGUUCUAAAGGUUGCCAUCCCACAAAGAAGCCAUGACAUUCUCCCUGGGCACACAACUUCAUGAACCUCUGGCCUACAGCUGGCCCAGAGUUGGAGCUGAGCAGCUGGGGCAUUACUACAAGAAAGGCCAUUGUGCUCCAGUUCCAGAUAGAAGAUUCUCAAUAUAUCCUCUGUAGUAAUCAGAACAAUAGAAACUUUGCUCUUGGCUGGCCAUGAUCAGGACUGUGUGUAUGCUUGAAAUUCCAUAUCAAGGAAAGCAGAAUCCUGCAACUUACAAGUGCACAAGUGUGUAUAUUUUAAACUGUUCAGGAUAUUUUUUUGUUUAACUUGUCACUGGAAGAGCAAAAGAGAUACGACCCCUGCAAUUGGAAAGUUCACUAACUUGCUACUUCUAGUUUUGAGACUUCGGGUGGGAAUGCAUAUAUUAUUCCAAGUGUAUGUUAACCGUAAGCACUAGAAACUGGCUCUUUUUAUAAAGGGGAAAAUUAAUUCAAUAUUUUCACAGUGCUGGAGAUUCUUACAAUACUGAACGCUGUGACCAAAACCAUGUAUCUCUGUGUGUCUGCUUAAGGCCAAAGUGAAUCAUAAAGGACUGUAGAGUUU
Varanus komodoensis (Komodo dragon) is the source of this 2814-nucleotide messenger RNA. RefSeq names its product OTU deubiquitinase with linear linkage specificity like (gene OTULINL). The transcript is spliced from 8 exons. Gene Ontology annotation, molecular function: cysteine-type deubiquitinase activity. The coding region runs from base 142 to 1068 and encodes 308 amino acids. NCBI's taxonomy places the organism in Eukaryota, Metazoa, Chordata, Lepidosauria, Squamata, Varanidae. Gene Ontology annotation, cellular component: cytoplasm. Gene Ontology annotation, biological process: protein linear deubiquitination. The record is from RefSeq and is a predicted model, not a curated record.